GUUCUGUCCUGGAGUACUGGAAACGCGAAAGAGAACAUAUGGACUGAAAGAAAGACCUUUACUACUGUACCAUCAGGACCGCAAACCACGGUGCGAUUGCACAUCUCUCCCAGACCUCUCUGAGAGAUGUGGCUGCUGGAAAAGAUCCGGGGUUCAGUGGAGGGAAACGUUCUCCGGCAGGGAGACUCGGCAGACAAACAGAGCAAAGCCCCCACCUACAGCAACGUCCUCACCCCUGAUAAGAUUCCCGACUUCUUUAUUCCACCCAAGUUGGUAUGCUGUCCCCCGGAGGAGGAAACACCGGAGUUGAAGCCAAAAAAUGGGCUUCACUCUUCGACUUCUGAGCAGACCAUAUGUUGCAAGACGCCGCAAGGCAGUCCGCGCAGCCCACGCCUCAUUAACAAGCUGGCUGGAGACACCAAAAACUUGCUCAAAGCUGCAAACCGCCACAUCAUCCAGAUUGAGAGUGCAGAUGACUUGGUUGUUGGGGAUGCAGGCAACCUCAACACAAAUGCAGACCCGCAGUCUCAAACAGCCAUGUCUCUUCCUUAUGUCCCCAAAGCGCAAACCUCUUACGGUUUCGCCACGCUUAUGGAAAGUCCUCACACAAGGCGUAAAGAGUCCCUCUUUCACAGUGACCCAACAAGUCCACUCACCUCGCCCAACACCCAACGCAAGUCACAAGGAAACCACUUAAACCCCAGUGACUGCAACACAUCCCACUCCAAUCCCUACCGCUACUUCAGCGGUGGAGAAAGUGACACUUGCUCAUCUGCCGAAUCCUCCCCGUUCAACUCCCCACUGCUAUCCCGUUCUGCAUCCCUCCUUAAGAUGUUCACCCACGAAACCCAAGCCAAAGUGUCCCGCGCCAAGCGCUCCUUCGCACGCCACAGUUCGCUCUCCACGGAUGAGUGUAGCUCUGUGGAGACCAGUCCCAAUAUUCAGAGGCGCUUCCGUUGCCCUCCAUCUCCUGCUUUCAGAGGGCGGAAAUAUGGAGGCAACAUGGACCGAUUCACGCAACACACUGUCAACCUCCACAAGGGAGGAACUCUACGCAUCUGCACAGACUACGAUAUUGACGCCGCAAGGCUUCACAUUCGUGUUUUGGCAGCCGAGGACCUCUAUGAUAAGCAGUUUGAUGCUAAGAGCAUAAAUUGUUGCGUGUCUCUGUACCUGAACCCGGGAAAGCUCCAGAAACAGAGAAGCACCAUUAUCAAGAACAGCCGCAAUCCGGUUUUCAAUGAGGACUUCUACUUUGACUCCCUACCUGUUGCGCAGGUGAAAAAUCUUGCCAUCAAGAUGAAGGUUGUCAACAAGGGCACCAGCUUGAAGAGAGACAACCUUUUGGGGGAGAGGGAGGUACCCCUGAAAGAGCUUCUUUCUGGGAUCUAGAAGUCAGUUUUUUUAAACCACGUGGCCACAUAAAUCAAUGCAGUCUUCAACUGGAAGCCAAUUCACACCGCACUGAUGAUCGCCAACAAAGUCUGUUGUAGUUUUUUGGAUCUUGUGUUACCCCUGUUGGCAUCUUCGGAAUCUGUUGUCACCUGACUGAAGAUUUUUAGUUGCUAUUGGAUGGAUCAUGGAACAUCAGUGUCAUGAUUUUCCAACAAAUGGCAACAAACUGUGACCUCAUCUGACCAGGGACCAGAUAGGGUUCAAUGCAAAAAAAAAAAAAAAAGCUUUUCUUUCCUAGAGUAUUUGUCUUGAUUCUAGUCCAAAUAUCAAAAGUAGGAAAAGCAUUUAGCUUUUUAGUCCCGAGAAGGAUCAUUUAAUUAAUUGUUCAAUUAUUGUGCAGUUGUUGAGGCAUUGUAAACAUGAAAGUAAUUUUAUCACGUCAUUCUAAAUUCAAUGGCCAACUUGUUUGUUGGUGUUUGUUGGCAUUUAUCUGUGCAGUGUGAAAUGGCCUUAACAGGGAAGGCCAUAACUUCGAUGCUCAAAUGGCCUUUUUCCACUGAGUGGUACAGUACGGGUUGGGAAGGGUCACCUUUAUCAGGCUUGCGUUUCCACUGCCAAAAUGGUACCAAUGGUAGGCGUGGUGUACGACAGAAAGUUUCAGUCGACUUCAUUCUUGCUUUAGGAAAUGUCAAAGUAAAGCUGUACGGGUCGUUCCAGCCUGAUCUCACGAGAAAACGUAAGAAUUUUACGUUUUGACAGUUUAGUGGCUAAUUCGUACGAAUUUGUACGAGUUCAGUCGUACGAAAUUGUACGAUUUAAAAAAGGAGGCGU
Danio aesculapii is the source of this 2226-nucleotide messenger RNA. Its product is annotated as C2 calcium-dependent domain-containing protein 4C. The coding region runs from base 127 to 1392 and encodes 421 amino acids. NCBI's taxonomy places the organism in Eukaryota, Metazoa, Chordata, Actinopteri, Cypriniformes, Danionidae. The transcript has 2 exons. The record is from RefSeq and is a predicted model, not a curated record.